AUGGCUAAUGAUUUGUCUUCAGGUGUUCAAUCAUACGAGUUUGAACUUGAUCACCAUGUUUUGGUGAAUGUUUCCGACCAGGAAACCUUUUUUUCCUCCUCGUACGAGGAUCCUACUGCAAACCCUAGCCAUGUCCAUGACAUGACUCAAUUGUUUGCAUGCAAAAUAGAAGCCCCUGUGGCCGCGCGUGAGGUGCACGCGCCUCCGACUUGGAAGCACUUCCGGGGCGUGAGGCGGCGGCCAUGGGGGAAGUUCGCAGCGGAGAUAUGGGAUUCGAAGAAGAAGCAUGGAAGGGUUUGGCUCGGAACAUAUGAGACUGAAGAAGAAGCAGGGUUGGCUUAUGAUAGAGCUGCUUUCAAGAUGAGAGGUUGCAAGGCAAAGUUGAAUUUUCCACACCUGAUUGGAUCCCACGCGCCGCCGGAGAGAGCAAGAGUGGCGGCGGAGGCGGCUCUGAAGCGGAACUCCCCGGAGGCUUGUCUGCCACAUUUGCGUGCGGCGGAGGAUGGUUCACAGGCACAAGGGUCAAAGAAGAGGAGGAACCUAGCUGAUUUGCUUAAUAGGUUAGCCAAGAAUAGAAGCCAAAAAUAUGUUAUUAUGAAAUAA
Sphenostylis stenocarpa is the source of this 603-nucleotide messenger RNA. NCBI's taxonomy places the organism in Eukaryota, Viridiplantae, Streptophyta, Magnoliopsida, Fabales, Fabaceae. The record is from the annotation of a GenBank genome assembly.